Messenger RNA from Nasonia vitripennis (jewel wasp), 2669 nucleotides. RefSeq lists its product as uncharacterized. NCBI's taxonomy places the organism in Eukaryota, Metazoa, Arthropoda, Insecta, Hymenoptera, Pteromalidae. The transcript is spliced from 4 exons. The record is from RefSeq and is a predicted model, not a curated record. Bases 208 to 1665 code for a protein of 485 amino acids.
UGCUUAUCAAAACACAAAUUGAGAAAAGUUUGCUAAUUAUAAUCUUCUUGAUUUAUGCAAUCCAAUAUCAUAAUUUCACGUCUAAUAUGAUUACACUUAUUAAUUUUGUUAGCCAAAAUUCAUUUCACAACAACCGAAGACUUUAGUACGUUUCCAAAGAUAAAUAAACCAAAACCAUCGUCAUGCAACUCAACGAUUUUAUUCGUAAUGAUUACAAUGCUGUUAAUUGGUGUGGCAGCCAUGAGUUACGUAUUCUGGAAAAUCAACAUCAACAAUUAUUCACAGCCAUCACUAAUUCUGUCAACUGAAGAAUUCAAAAAUUUGGUACUUUCCAUCGUUGACGAGGACUUCGAAAGACUUUUUUCUGAGAAUGGCAGCAACCAAACGAGUUUUUUAGGAGAAUUGCAACUGCUUGACGAUGAUUAUCGUGUACUAUGGUCGAAGAACUUAGAUGAUAUAAAUUUGAGGUACCUGGAUAAAAAAAUAGUUUCUUUUGACCAAAAAUCAAAGUCUAACACAGAACUUUUCUCCGAGGAGGAUGAUUAUUCAUGGGAGGACUACGACGAUGAGAAUGCUUCGAUGAUUCCACCGAUCACUCCGUCAAGUCAACCUCGCGGCAAACGCAGUGACUAUGUUACGUCUCCGUCCUCGUCAAAGCCGAAAAAGUACGUGGUUUCUCAUCAAACGCGUUUUGUCAAUUGCGAGCGUUUUAAGCCGACUGCUCGAGGAAAGUAUCUAGUCUCUCCGUCACUACCAGCUCUUCACACCUGCUACAAAAACGGCGUCUAUUUAAACGAGUUAGAGCAAGGAAUCACAAGAAAUCAAGAUGGUGAGCUCAGAUAUGACCUGGAGAAUCUCUACGUUGCCUGCAGGGAUGUCUUCAAUAACGACAUUGACGUACUUACCAACGAUCUGCUACGGGAUUACGAGCGGUGCAAGUGGUCUCAGGCACUGGACUCGAGACAAGAGGCCAUCAUUGAGCACAGGUUCGCCGACAAGCUUCGCUAUGCUGGGCUAGUCCAAGCGCCAGGGCAACUGCAAGCCAGCACGACGACCACGAGUACAACCACGUCCUCGCCGACAGUUCCCAGAUUGGACCCUCGUGGUUACGUCGAGUGCAACCACGUGGAAACGGAGUUGUUUGAGGAUUACUUUGAAAGCCCGAGCUACGAAGCUUUACAGCGCUGUCAGAAACACGGAGUAACCGCUUUUCAGCUUAGGCAGGGCAUUGGCAAAAAUCCAAAGUUUAACGAGAUUUAUUUCGACGUCUCCAGUCUUUACGUCCCUUGCAGCUACGUCUUCGAUGAGCAGUUGGACUACCUGACUAAAGAAUUGAAGGAGGAUUACAGGAGGUGCAAAAGUGUCGAUGCCUUAAGUCGGGAAGCGCAACAGAUUAUCGAGAAGAAGUUUCAUGAGGCACUGAACAAGGAUUUAAGCACAGAGGAGAAAAGCAAACGCAGUAGUAGCACGAGCACCGAGGAUCCGUCUUCGUCUUACAGCACCGACGACGACUACGACAGCAGUUACUCAUCAGUCAUGGAAACGACGACGAUUCCAAGCGGCCGAUACGCUUUCGCUAAUUGUAAACGCGCCGAAGGCAGCAUCUACAUGAUCUGUAUAAAAGUCAUAAAGGUCUACUCGAUGCCGAUGCCAGUAGUUCAGUAGCGAGUGCGCCUUUCCGUUUUUGUUAUUUCUCUUCUCUCUCUCUCUCUCUCUCUCUCUCUCUCUCUCUCUCUCUCUCUCUCUCUCUCUCCUCUCUCAUUCGCGAAAUCAGCGCGAGCGCGAAAGUCCCUUUACGCGCGCGGAAACCCGGAAGCGUGAGAAAGGCGUGUGUGUGUGUUUCUGUUUAUGUGUGUACGCGCAUGCCUUGUCUCGGCCGAUUUGCGAUUCCUGCUCUUUUAUUUAUUUAUGUAAUGUUCCAGUGCGUAAUUUCGCGGACUAACGUGUGGAAAUCCGCCGGGAAUAUGAUUAGCUUUUUGCGAGCUUGAAUGGUUUUUUUUAACGUUUCCUACAUACGAAUGCGUUAUUGCGUAAAACGAGAAACGAGAUCGUUUUUCGGAGUUUUCGUAGAAAAGCAGGAAUGUAAAUCGAAUCGAAAGAAAACUUUGGCUUUUUAAAUGUCUAACUGCAUUCGUCUCUAAACUCACUCAAAUUAUAUGAACUUCUAUGAAUAGAGAGAUCUUAUAGAAAAAUAUAUAUAUAAUGAUGUUUUAAUGACAACCGUGUGCAGCUACUUGAGAGAAAACGAACUUGGUUCCACAGCCGCGCAAUUUGUAUGUAAUGAGAGCUCAUUCCCCAGACGCGAUGCUGCAAUGAUAACUUAUAAAAUUACAUUGUUAUUACAGUAAAGUAUAAUUGUGUAUGCAUCUCCUUCCUGAAGAUACUUACGAUAAACCAUCAUUUUUACUUCCAAUACGCAACUAUACACGGCUAUAUUUUCCAGAAAUGCCUCUCAGUUCUUGACUCCUUGUUGUUACAGGUAAAAAUAGGAAGUAAGUACAAAUCAUGGAAUAAAUACGAUACGCCUCCGACAAUCUCUUUCCAUGUACCUAUAUACGAAGGUACACGCGAACGAAAAAAAAAGCCUCGGCGAAGAUGACACUCCCAUAACAUUCUAUUUUUUAUAACAAGCUGCCGCUCGCUCAGAGAAGAAACAACACUCCCGACCG